Messenger RNA from Nematolebias whitei (Rio pearlfish), 1808 nucleotides. It is a transcript of the gene ankdd1b, whose product is annotated as ankyrin repeat and death domain containing 1B. The record is from RefSeq and is a predicted model, not a curated record. Lineage: Eukaryota; Metazoa; Chordata; Actinopteri; Cyprinodontiformes; Rivulidae. The transcript is spliced from 15 exons. Bases 1 to 1656 code for a protein of 551 amino acids. Gene Ontology annotation, molecular function: protein binding. Gene Ontology annotation, biological process: signal transduction.
AUGGAAAGAAGUGUCGUGGCUUGGAGGACAAUGAUCAAGGAGAAGAAGGAGAAUCUGGACCCCCAGAAGUGGAUGCAAAAGGAGACUGUCAGGGGGUUUGCUGACUUUAUACUCAACAAAUACUCAGAGCAAGAGGCUGACAGCAGCUAUGACACCAAAGAAAUGUUACUCGAGACAGAGAAGCAGUUUAUGGAAGCAGCAAAGAAGAAUGACGUAGAGACCAUGAAGUAUCUUGGAAAAAGUCUUAACAUCAAUGCCAGGAAUUUGCAUCACAGGACAGCCCUUCACUUUGCUGUAGCCGGCAAAAACAAUGAAGCUGUUCAGUUUCUUCUACAGCGCAGGGUCAAAGUGGAUCAAAAGGACAAGUAUGGGGUGGCCCCUAUUCAUCUGGCUGCAUGGUUUGGGAGUUUGGAGAUCCUGAAAUUACUGGUGCAGGCUGGAGCCGAACAGAAGGUUGAAAACGAGGAAGGACUGAACAUUAUGCACUGCGCUGCCAUCAACAACCACACAGGAAUCAUAGAGUAUAUAAUAAAUGAUCUGCAGAUGAAAGAGUUAGACAGAGAUGAUCAGUCAGGACAUCGGCCCUUUGCACUGGCAGCAGAACAUGGGUGUGUUGACAUGUUACAGAUUCUGAUGGAGCCCUACAACAUGGCCACCAUGAAGCCCAACCAGAGAGGGGACACGCCUCUGCACUUAGCUGCCAGGAACGGCCACUUGGACGCCGUCCAACUGCUGCUGCAGAGCUUUGAUACUCGGGAUGAAGUCAACACGGACGGUGAGACAGCUUUGUACCAGGCAGCAGACAGUGGUCAAGAAGAAUGUGUCCUAGCCCUGCUGGAGGCUGGCUGUGACCCCAACCUCUUCACACAGGCCAAGUGCAGCGCUCUCCAUCAGGUCUCAGAAAGAGGCUACACCCCACUUGUCCAGCUCCUGUUAGAGUACCAUGCCCAUCCAGAUUCUCAAAAUCAGCACCUAGAGGCGCCUCUCCACCUGGCAGUGAGGCUCAGCCACAUUCCUGUAAUCCACUCUCUACUAGUGGCCGGCUGCAACAUCAAUAUCACUGACAAGAGGUCCCAGACUGCUUUGCACCUUGCUACAGAGCUCGCCAGGACUGACGUUGUGGAAAUGCUUCUCAAAGCUGGUGUGGAUCUAACGCUCCAGGACAGACAGGGUAAAACAGCUCUGGGUGUGGCAGCCAGAGCAAAUGAGGUGAUUAUUGUGGACAUGAUCAUCAAAGCAGAAAGAUACAACGCAUGGAGGCAGGUCAACCCCGAGCUUGAUGAAAGUGUUCACAGCGAGCAUCCGCUGACGUUUAAACUUGACCACCGCCGUGAGACCAAGCAGCUCCGUUCGAUUGCCUGGCAUCUGGCGUACGAGCAGAUGAAAGCGAAAGACUGGAAAAGACUGGCAGAGCACUGGGGCUUCACCAAAGAGCAGGUUUCUGCUAUUGAGGAGCAGUGGACAGGUCAGCACAGCUAUAAGGAGCACGGGAACAGGAUGCUGUUGAUCUGGCUGCACAGGGAGGAGCUGGCUCAGAGGAGUCCUGCUAAAGAACUCUAUGAAGGCCUCAUCCUCACAGGGAACAGAAAAGCAGCAGAUAAGAUACGAAUGGAGGCAGAGAAUGCCAGCAGCAGCAAGAGCUGCUGCGUUUCCUGAAGAGAACAGCAUCAUACAGACUGAAAAUGAACUGUUUAAACUAUUUUCAACUAAGUAUUUAUAAAAUAAAUGUGGGGUAAAAUAUUUUAUUUUAAAAAAGCAUCUUGCAUCAGAUCAUUAGAUGACUUUGAUUUAGUAAACAACCAAUGGCG